This is a messenger RNA of Myotis daubentonii (Daubenton's bat), 563 nucleotides long. RefSeq names its product relaxin-3-like. Gene Ontology annotation, molecular function: G protein-coupled receptor binding; hormone activity. Lineage: Eukaryota; Metazoa; Chordata; Mammalia; Chiroptera; Vespertilionidae. Gene Ontology annotation, cellular component: extracellular region. The record is from RefSeq and is a predicted model, not a curated record.
AGCAGCAGAGGCACUGACCACUGGGAACCUGCCUUGCUGUGCCCACUCUCACGUCUCUGGUUUCCCCGUCCAGCAUGGCCAAGCACCCACUGCCGCUGCUGCUGGCCGUGUGGGUGCUGGUCGGGGGGCCGUGGCUGGAAGCCGAAUCCCAGGAAGAAUCUGACGAAGUGAAGGUUUGCGGCCUGGACUUGGCCGAAACAAUUAUCAGCAACUGCGAAAAAGUCCAACAGAGGCGGUCGGACGACCUGGCCCAGGAAGCUAUGGGGGAUGCCUUCCCACACACUGAGCCCUAUGCACACAGCCAGCUGGGAGAGGCGGCAGGCUCCAGUGACUGGCGGGUCCUGACCAAGCCCGCCCAGGAUUCCUAUGGAUCUCUGCGGGUCACCCGAGAAGGAGACGAAGCAGACAGGGGUAGCCUCCUCAACAAGUGCUGCAAUGAUGGUUGCACCAAGACGGAACUGAUGAUAUUCUGCUAGACCAGGGGACUGGGCAGCUGCGGUGCCACGGCCAAUGCGAAUACCUGUCUCUGGCCGCUCAUACAUUCACAGGGGACAGAUCAGAAC